Molecule: messenger RNA, 1820 nt
Organism: Oppiella nova
Lineage: Eukaryota; Metazoa; Arthropoda; Arachnida; Sarcoptiformes; Oppiidae
Source: the annotation of a GenBank genome assembly
CGAAAGGAUCAAUUAGACUUGGAUGAGGCCAGCCUUAGAUCAAAAUUAGCCGAAUUAUUGGUGGAGGUUCGCUCCGGGAGGGCUGGCGGUGACAAACUGGAAAGGCUCAUUAGCGACACAAACGAGGGCUCACUUUCGGAAAAUAAAAUACAAAAUUUUAUUAAUAGUAACGAAGAUAUUGCCGAAAAAAUAACUUACGCCAAAAUGUUACAACACGAAGGGGUUAUAUACGUGGGCGCACCCGGGCAUGGCCAGUCACUGGAAACGGCUAAAAUGGAACGCCUACAAUCGGAAAUUUAUAUUUUGUUCUGGGCCAGUUUGUCGAGUGACACAAAGGAUCGAAACUGGACUGAUAAUAAACAUUAUUUUUUACGACUGGUUAAACAGAACAAUGACCUUGCUACAGGCGCUAAAAAGGAUAUGAUCAGAUUUAUAGCCGCCGAUUUGGAUAUGAGACCCGAGUUAAAUGACCAGGAACAUGUUGCAAAAGGAACGCGUAUUUGCCUGUUUAAGAAUGGCAAAUAUAUUCAUCAGAAUGUAUUGCUUGAUUAUAUUACCCAUAAUGACCGGUGUUUGAUUAAGCCAACUGAGCCGGUUCAAUUAGUAGUGAAUAAGCCCAAUAAGGGUGUCAUUUUGGAGGUACGAUGUCCCGGCUCACUAUCAGGUUAUUGUGAUUCAAAGGACGACCAAACCUGGCAGUGUUACAAAUGUGACGAACUAAUUGAGCAUGAUAAAGAUUUGGAAAAACUAUUAGAAAAAUUGCGACCAAUGAAAGAGAUGAAUAUAUUGAUUUUGGGCGAAACUGGCGUGGGUAAGUCCACCUGGAUAAAUGGCCUGGUCAAUUAUAUGACAUUCAAGUCGCUGGAUGAUGCCGAGCAGAAUAAAUCGCUGAGUCUAAUAGCGUCAUCAUUUACAAUUACCGAUAUAAACUUUAAGCAAUAUAAAAUUAAGAUUGGCGACGAUAAGAAUGAGGUAAUGGUUGCAGGACAGUCGACUACUCAAGAACCAAAAGCCUAUGCAUUGGAUUGGGGUAAAAAGCACGUUAGACUCAUUGAUACGCCUGGCAUUGGAGACACGCGUGGCCUCGAACAGGACAAAGAGAACUUCGACGCCAUAUUGCGGUACAUCUCAAACCUGGAUGAGUUGCACGGCAUAUGCAUACUGUUAAAGCCCAACACCUCCAAACUCACUGUUAUGUUCCAGUAUUGCGUCAAAGAGUUGUUGACACAUCUGCACAAAAGUGCAAGCAACAACAUAGUGUUUUGCUUCACUAAUACACGUAGCACGUUUUAUAGACCGGCUUAUACACUGCCGGCAUUAAAAACGCUUCUGAAUGAGAAUAAAGACGUUAAUAUAGAGCUGUCGAAGCAUACGAUAUAUUGUAUGGACAACGAGUCCUUUAGAUUUCUGUGUGCCAUUCAUAAUGGUAUUAAAUUUGAGCAAUUUUAUAAACAUGAUUGUUCGGUCUCGUGGGACAAAUCGGUGGCCGAAACAAAUCGACUGUUCGAACAUAUCGACGGCUUAAAGCCGCACAAAAUCUGGAAUACUUUAUCGCUGAAUGACGCGCGCAAGGUUAUUUUGAGUUUGACAAAACCGAUGGCCGACAUUAGCAAGAACGUCCAGACCAAUAUAGCCAUCAUCGAUGAUAAAAAGGCUGAAAUAACGAGCUCAAAAAAGGCCCAAAAAGAACUACUUGGCAAGUGAAUUAAACUUUUGUUAAUUAGAUUAUUAAUAUCUUAAAACUAUAGUCAUAUAAUUACAAACCAACUAAUUGUGGUAAUACAUUAUGUGUCAAACACAUUUAAUGACAAUAAUUGUUA